Messenger RNA from Heterotrigona itama, 1159 nucleotides. NCBI's taxonomy places the organism in Eukaryota, Metazoa, Arthropoda, Insecta, Hymenoptera, Apidae. The record is from the annotation of a GenBank genome assembly.
CUAACAAAUUUUCCUUUUCUAAUGCUAUAAAUGUUGAAUUUUAGACUUACGAUCAAAGCUGGCUGUCCAAUGAAUCUCGAAAAUUUCCCAAUGGAUAUACAGAGAUGUCCACUACAAUUUGGCAGCUUCGGUUAUACGAAACGAGACGUGAUCUACAAGUGGAACAGUGCCCGACAAGUAGCAAUCGCUGAGGACAUGAAAUUAUCCCAAUUUGAUUUAGUUGCCAAUCCAACUGCAAAUUAUUCUGCAUCGGCAACGCUUUCGCACGCGGAGUAUUCAAUGCUACUAGUAUACUUUCAUCUGCAAAGGCACAUGGGUAACUUUCUUAUACAAGUGUACGGGCCCUGUGUUUUAUUAGUUGUCCUCUCUUGGGUCUCCUUCUGGUUAAAUCGGGAAGCUACUGCAGAUCGUGUAUCGCUAGGUAUAACAACAGUGUUGACAAUGACAUUUUUGGGAUUGGAGGCACGAACAGAUUUACCUAAAGUUCCUUACCCCACUGCCCUGGACUUCUUCGUUUUCCUCUCGUUCGCUUUCAUUUUUGCCACUAUUAUACAAUUCGCGGUGGUCCAUUAUUUCACCAAGUACGGCUCCGGCGAAUGUUAUUUCAGCUCAGAUUUAAGCGAAAGCGAGAGUUCCAGUGACGAGGAGGAGAUAAAUACGAGACGAUUGAAGAAAGAACCGGUGUCUCAUUCUCAUAAAAGAACUGCGGGAAGCCUAGCUGCACGCGGGCACCAAAGUCGGAAUUUCACGAUGAAUGAGGACGGUAUGAUCGAAGUGAUACCGUUAUCAGCAAUUCCAGAACCUAGCAGGAAUCCUGCAGUGGGUCACUGGCAGAUGUCCUGCGUGGCGUGCAGCGCGCCUCCUCCUCAUCAAGCUGCUCCGGUCAGAAAAGGAUCUGACCGAAGGCGACGUAGGAGAACACCCAGAUACAAUUCUGUAUCGAAAAUCGAUCGUGCUAGCCGCAUCGUGUUCCCUGUGUUCUUCUUGGCUAUCAACGUAUUCUACUGGUACGCGUAUCUAUCGAGAAGCGAGCGUAUCAAUUACUACAACGUGAACUCGAACGGCACGUGAGACCGGUCACUAACAAUAAAUAGGACAACCAAAGGAAAACACGUGUACAAACGUUCUCCACGGAAUUGCUCGUCGGAGAAGAUGUCAA